Molecule: messenger RNA, 3143 nt
Organism: Branchiostoma belcheri (Belcher's lancelet)
Lineage: Eukaryota; Metazoa; Chordata; Leptocardii; Amphioxiformes; Branchiostomatidae
Product: anoctamin-10-like
Exons: 13
Coding region: 15-2009 (664 amino acids)
Biological process (GO): chloride transmembrane transport
Cellular component (GO): plasma membrane
Molecular function (GO): chloride channel activity
Source: RefSeq, a predicted model, not a curated record
UGUUGAUUGCCAUCAUGUUUCGGAGACAGAAGGCCCAAGAUGAGGGGGAGAAGGAUCCACUGUUGGAUGAGGGAGAGUCAGAGUCCCUGUCAGACUUCAGACCACUUGUAGUGCUGGAGUUCUCCAGUAAGACCACGGCUGUCACAAGGGAAUGGAUGAAGGCUAAGAUUGAAGCUUCCAAGAAGCAAGGAGGAGCAGAACUUUAUGCAAAGACUGUUGUAGCUAAUGAUGGUGAGGAGCGAGUGUUGCUGGUGUCUGCACCUCAGGAGAGACUCCUGCAGGGGGCUGAGCAGAUGGGGCUGAAGAAGAAGUACAAGGACGGGUCAGUCAGGCCGUUUACCUUCGCAGAGAGACAAAAUGUUGAAGACUACACAGAGUCGCUGGAGGGCAUGUUAACCAUGUCACAAAGCCAGUACAUAAUCAAGGUAGAGCUUGAUAACAUCCGUGCCCUGGAGACAGAGAACCACAUCCCGGGCUGUAGCGACCGCAAGGCAAGGCUCUACAAGGGAAAAUCAAUAUUAAGUAGAAUGGUAUCGUGUCACCUCCUGGACAAAAUGUAUCCAGUUCACAAUCCUGACCAGCUCAAGAGACUGCAACAUGACUGGUACCACCUUCAUAGUCCCAAACAACUCAUGGGGGGCCAGCCAAUUGAGACUAUAAGAGGUUACUUUGGGGAGAGCGUGGCUAUGUACUUCGCCUUCUUGGGGCACUACACCAAAGCUCUUGUGGUGCCAACCGUGAUCGGAGUCUUGUACUACCUUUUCAACGAGAGCGGCCGCAACGAUUUUGUCAUCUUUGCUGUCUUCAACAUGAUCUGGGCGACAGUUUUCCUCGAGACGUGGAAACGCACCAGCAGCGCACACGCCUACAACUGGGGAACUCUGGGAAGGAAGGCCUUUGAAGAACCGCGGGCAGGGUUUCACGGAAAGCUUGGCGUAAACCCGAUAACAGGAAGGUCGGAGCCGGUGUACCCCUCGUGGAAAAGGCUACUUAGAAUCUACUGUGUGUCGUUCCCAAUCGUGAUCCUGUGCAUGCUUGUCGCUGUGGUGGUGAUGAUGGUUUACUUCUGGGCAGAAAAUAUUGCCAAGGCAAAACACAAGGAGGAGAACACCAUGUUGACAAAAGGCCUGGUCCUUGUCCCCAGUAUUGUCUACAGUGUUGUCAUCAUCUUAAUGAACCAGGCCUACAGGACACUCGCUCAGUACCUAACAAAGAAUGAAAACCACAGAGAGCAGUCAGCUUAUGAGAACUACCUUAUUGUAAAACUAGUCUUGUUUGACUUUGUGAACUGUUUCCUGUGCCUGUUCUACAUUGCCUUUGUCAUGCAGGAUAUGAACUACCUCAGACAGAGCCUGGCUAUCCUACUGAUUGUACAGCAGCUGGUGGGACAGCUACAGGAGACUCUGCUGCCUUACCUGCUCAUGAGGAAGAGGAUCAAGAAGGGGGAAAAGUCUGGGCUGGACCAUGUAUCCAAACCCCUCCACGAAAUCCCAAGGUCCAAGCAAGCUGAAGUGGAGAGUCUGAUGGACAGAUAUGAGGGCACUUUUGAUGACUAUCUGGAGCUGUUUUGGCAGUUUGGGUACGUGUUCUUGUUUUCAGCUGUGUACCCCAUGGCAGCAUUCUGGGCCCUAGCUAACAACGUCAUGGAGAUCCGCACUGAUGCCUUCAAGAUGUGUCGUAUCUUCCAGCGACCCUUCAUGGAGCCUGCUGCAAACAUUGGUGCAUGGCAGAUGGUGUUUGAGGUGAUGGGGUUCAUAGCUGUGAUGACUAAUACAGCCCUGAUCGGCAUGUCACCUGAGAUACAGCCACUCCUGGAGGGGUACACAACUGUGCAGAAGGUGCUGAUAUUCGUGGCUGCAGAGCAUCUGAUCAUUUUCAUCAAGGUUGUGCUGGCCUUUGCAAUCCCAGACAUGCCUGAGUGGGUGGAGACACAGAUGGGCAGGAUUGAGUACCAGUCCACACAGGCACUGAAGAAGCAGCCUGAUUGCCCCCUAGAGACGGAGGUGUGAAGGCAUGGAAUAUCCACAAACAAGGUAGUUGGUGGGAAAUGUUUGAUGGCACCCAUUGCCACGGCUGCUGUCUCCAUGGUUACCUGUUCUGGGAAAACACCAAACCCUGCAAGAACCAAAGCACAUCCACAGACAUAUUGGACAUGGGGACUCAAAGCACUAUUCAAACUGUGGAGAGUGAACAACAAGACAUAAGUUUGCAAAGUGGUUCAGACGUGUUGCAAAAAGAGCUUGCUGGACAUGAUCAUGGCAAAAAGGGUGUUUGGGGGUUUGUCACCAGUUGUUUGACAUGGGUUGGCCGGGGGUGUCAGAAGGUGACGUGGUGGCUGUUAGGAGUGAACUACCCUGUUUUUGUGUUUUUAGUGGUGUGCAGGCUGCUGAGAAGGAAUUGAGCCGUAGGUGUGCGAGUUAGACUUGUAAUAUGUGCAAUGGAUGGUGCAGUUGAAUGCAAAUGGAGCUAUCCUCCAAGGGAUGAAGAAAAGUCUGUGACUGAGUCUUCUACUACCAUUGUGUACAUUAUUACUGAGCAUAGGUAUCAUCCACAUACAUAUCAUGUUUGCUGUACGUUUCAGUGUUAUGUAUAGAUAUUUUGUGUCUUUAUUCAUGACUGACAUGAUCACUGUGUGUCAGUGUUCUCUCUACAUAUAUUGCUUUUUGUUUACAUUCUUGCCAUCCGACUUUCCUACCCCACCCAGCACAUAAAAUCCCUAUGUAGGAUCAUCAUCACAGUGUUCCAAUGCUAUUUCCCACUCUGUCUCUUCCCCUCAACUCUACCCUUCUGCUUGGUAAGUGGCUGCUUUUCCCUGCUCCCUGAUUGGUCACUUCUGUUUUGAUUGACAGCCCAAAACCCAACUGACAUGAUUGGUCCUUCCCUUCUCUCGCAGGCCCAGCUCCACCGCACCAGGUGGAUGAUCUCAAGCGCCCCCUCUCUUGACUAUGAGAACUACAACCAUUCUUAAUGCAGCGUAGUAAGGGGCAGAAAGAAAUCAUCAUGACAAGACAGGCAUCCUCUAGUCAGGCUUACUGAAGAAGUCCUUAAUUGACAAAGUUUACGUAAAUGGAUGUUUUUGUGUAUUAAAAAACAAUGUGGGAUGAUGACAUGAUGAUGCCCCUAUGCUUGUGUCAGAUAAACUC